Messenger RNA from Gossypium arboreum, 7230 nucleotides. RefSeq names its product probable transcription factor At1g61730. Lineage: Eukaryota; Viridiplantae; Streptophyta; Magnoliopsida; Malvales; Malvaceae. The record is from RefSeq and is a predicted model, not a curated record. Gene Ontology annotation, biological process: regulation of DNA-templated transcription. The transcript is spliced from 2 exons. The coding region runs from base 5944 to 7047 and encodes 367 amino acids. Gene Ontology annotation, cellular component: nucleus.
AAUUCUCGAAAAUUGGGGCGUUACAGGAUGAACCUUCAGACUCGACUGAUCUAAAUGUGGAUGGAAAUGGAUAGGCUAUACAGACUGAGAUUGUGAAUACGGAGAGGAUAUUUUAUAAAACUAAAUUGAUUGGUGAUCCGGUGAGUCAUAAUUUGAUAGUAGAUUUAGAGGAAGAUUUUGAAUUGCAAGAUGGAGGCGUGACCACUGUGCUAAUGGGUGGAGUUCCCUCGAUUACUUUCUCCGAUCGUGUUCAGUAAUUUAUAGCACGAAAAAUCGCCCUAACUGUUAUGGCGAAGCUAUUGGGGAAGAAGGUAGGGUUUAAUACAUUGCUUAAUAAGGUCUCUUUACUUUGGAAACCAUGGGGUUGAUUUCAAUUGAUGGAUUUGGAAAACGAUUUCUACCUCGUUCGUUUCCAGGAUAAGGAUGAUUUUGACAGAAUUCUAAUAGAUGGUCCAUAGGUAAUCUUUGGUCAUUAUCUAACGAGAAGACCUUGGUCCUUAAAUUUCCAGGUUGCUAACACAGAAUUAGAUAAUCAAAUUAUCUGGAUAAGAUUGCCUGGUUUACCAAAAGGAUACUAUUCAGAAAUGCUACUUUGAACUAUAGGGCAAACAAUUAGGCUGAUGAUUAAAAUUGAUGAACAUACAAAUGUAGCAAUACGAAGAAGGUUCGCUCAGUUGGCGGUGUGUGUAGAUCUUAGGAAGUCUUUGAUUUCUAAAGUUUGAAUAAAUGGUAAAACGCAAAAGGUCGAAUACGAAUCUCUGCCAAAUAUCUGUUUUACUUGUGGAUUGUAUGGGCAUACAAUUGCACUUUAUUCAGAGGAAGAGACAUGCAUGAUGGAAAACCCGAUGGACACCACUGUACCAGUUACGGAGGAAUUGGAUCUGAUUAAUAGGGUUGAAAAGGAACCAUUUGGUCCUUGGAUGUUAAUGGAACAAAAAUAGAUAGGAAGGUUUAAAGAGUCUACAAUUGUGGCUAACGGUGGUCAAGACAACUGAUUAAGGGGAUCGUGUUUCUCUAUUCUGGAAGAGGGCAGAAUUGAUAGUGCAGCUGUUAAUCGUGGAUUUGAUUCUAUUGAUAAAGAAAAAAACAACAAGGUUAAGGUGGAUUUGUCGAGAUAUGUGGAAGGGAUGAGUUUGAAGGCAACUGAUGAUGUUAGUGAGAAUAGGAAAAUUGUUUCUAAGGUAAAACAGAAAUAAUAACUAUGGCUAAUGGGCAUAGGAAAAAUCUACAAAUAUUGAGCAAAUUUGGUGAAAUCGGGCUUUGAUGGGCUGUUUGGUAAUUUGAAGACCCAAGUUGUGAAUUUUAAAACAAACCUAAAUAGAAAUAAACACAAAGGUUAUCAUUUUGUUACUGCACAUGAAUUAGGUUUGGGAAAGAAAAUGAAAUGUUUCAGUCUAGUGUUACGGGAAAUGAGAGUAUGGGAAGAGAAAUAGAGGUCAUUGUAGAGGAGGACAUGCACUGUAAGAAACUUCUUGAUAUCGGGCCGACGAAUUAUGAUCAACCUACGGUGGGAAUUUCAAUGGUUAUGGAAGAUAUCAUUCAAGCCAUUGAAACUUCCUCUCAGCAAAACAAACCAUAGGAUCCAUCGAAUUCUUUGAUAGUUGGUAUGGAAGCAGAAAUGAAUCAGAAAAUGGAGUGGUGAGCGUACUACAGUAAUUAUAAGUAGAGUUGGUUUUCCGAACUCAUGUAAGGUUGAAGCGGAAGGCUUUGCAGGGGGAAUUUGGGUUUUCUGAAAAGAUACUGUACAUGUUGAAAUUCUUGAUUUACAACCUCAAGCAAUUCAUAUGAGGACCUGAGGUACUCAUUAUUCUUCUCAAUUUCUUUGUACAACUAUCUAUGCUAGUGCUCAACCGACAAAAAGAAAGAUGUUGUGGGAAUAUUUGGGUCAUUGGCAGAACAAAUUAUUGAGCCUUGGGUUAUUACUGGAGAUUUCAAUGCUAUUUUAGAUUCUUCAGAACAGAUUGGUGGUGCAGAUUCGACAAAAAAUGGAUGUCUGUAUUUUUUGGAAUUCAUGUUUAAUUACAGCAUCCAUGAUUUAGGCUUUUGUGGGUCACAAUUUACUUGGAGUAGAGGGGUCUAUCUCAGUGGUUAGAUCGAGUAGUGGGUAAUGCAACUUUGUUCUCCUUUGUGCCGAAUUGUUAUGUUCUAAACCUUUAUCGUCUAAAAUCUAAUCAUCAUCUGAUUUUACUUUACUUAAAGCUGAAGCAAAGAAGAGGAGUUAGACCCUUUCGUUGUUUGGAGAGUUGGAUGUUACAUGCAAAUUUUAAAGGGUUGUUUUCUCAGAAUUAGAGGAAUGAUGUUUCCAUAAUAGACAAUUUAAAUUAGUUUCAAGUAAAUGUUCAAUACUAGAAUAAGCCAGUUUACGGUAAUAUCUUUCAAAGAAAGCGCCAGUUAAUUUCAAAACUUAAAUGGGUGCAGCAUAUUUUAGAAUUAAGAUACUCUCAGUACCUUUGUAAUAGAGAGUUGGAAACGAGAUAAGAAGUGGAGGAAAUUUUGCAUCAUGAGGUAUUAUUAUGGUUCCAAAAAUCAAAAUCUAAUUGGAUUGUGAAGGGAGACAGGAAUACCAAAAUUUUUUCAUAGUCAUACAUUAGCUAGGGACAUAAUAACAGAAUUAUGGAUCUCAAAAUUGAUGGUGAUGAGUGGCGUUUUCAGUCGACGGAGCUUAAGAAACAUGUUGUAGAGUUUUUCAAAAAUCUUUAUUUUAUAGAUUACAUUGUCCAUAGUGGUCUUUUGUGUAGAGGGCAUUUCCCCGUAUUAUUGCAAAUAGAUAAAAAGAACCUUAGUAUAGUGGUCUCGAAUAUAGAGAUUCGUAAGGCAGUGUUUGAUAUGACGCCACUUAAAGUACCUGAAAUUGAUGGAUUUUAUAGAAAAUUCUACUAAUCACAAUGGGCUAUUGUAGGGCCGGUGGUGUAUAGAAUGGUUUAGCGGGUUAUAGAGGGGCAUCUUUUGGAUCAAAGAUUGAAUAAAACAUUACUUGUUCUUAUUCUAAAAGUUCAAGGAUCUGAGAGGGUUUCGCAGUUUAGACCUUUUAGUCUAUGUACAGUUUACAAAAUUAUCACGAAAGCUAUUGUUAAUAGAUUAAGACUGUUAAUAAUGAAACUGGUUAGUCAAAAUCAAGCCAGCUUUGUGAUGGGAAGAAAUAUUUCGGACAAUAUUAUUGUCACUCAGGAAGUUGUUCAUUCUAUGAAAAACUUUAAAGGAAAGAAGUUUGAGAUGAUCUUCAAAAUCGAUUUAGAAAAGGCGUAUGACAAAUUAAGGUGGGAUUUCCUAAAAGAAAUGUUGUCUACUGUUAGUUUUUCGACUACUCUAAUUUCUGUUAUCCUUAACUGUGUGUCAUCAUCAUCUUUUCAAGUUCUUUGGAAUGAAAUGAUGGCUGAGGCUUUCAAACCCUUCUCGUGGUAUCCGACAAGCAAAUCCCCUAUCGCCUUAUUUAUUUGUUCUGUGUAUAAAGUUGAUGGGGCAUCUAAUCAAUAAAGAGGUUAAUAAAAAAAGAUGGGUUCCGUUGAGCUUGUCUAAGAAGGGGUAGAAUCUUUCUUAUUUAUUUUUUGCAGACGACUUCUUGUUAUACUACGAGGCUAAUUUGGGAAAAGCUGAUAUUGUUACUGAUAUUCUAAAUAAAUUUUGCUACUACUCGGGACAGAAGGUGAAAAAAGCUAAAUUCUAAAUCUUUUUUCACCUAAUGUUCUAGAUGAAUUAUCUUCAGCUAUUUGUAGGAAAAUGGAGUUUGUGUGCACUGAUGAUCUAAGGAAGUACCUUGGCAUGCCGAUUUUACAUGGAAGAGUUGGUAUUCAGUCAUUUGAGUUUGUUGUGAAGAAGGUCUGUGACAAGUUGAAUGACUGGGUUGCAAAGAGGCUUUUGUUGGCCGGUCGGGUUACGCUAGCAAAAGUAGUACUCCUGUCUAUUUUAAACUAUUUCAUGGCAACGGCCCAGUUACCGGUUUUAGCCUGUAGAGAAAUUGAAAUAUUGGCUCAGAAUUUCAUUUGGGGAUCUACGGUUGAGAUAAGAAAACCGACACUAAUUCAUUGGGAUGUUUGUUGUACUCCUAUGGUUGUGGGUAGGCUUGGUAUACGUAGCUUAAUGGACCAAAAUAAAAUUUUCUUAUUGAAAUUAGGAUUCCAGUUGCUUAUGAAGACAAAAGCCUUAUGGGUACAAGUUGUGAAAAACAAGUAUAGUUUGUAUAGAGUUUUACCAACUGAUAUCUCAAGAAAUAAUUGUUCAUUCUUUUGAAGGUCGCUCAUAAAAUUUUGGCCAAAAGUACUUGAAAAUGUUUAUUGGGCAAUAGAGGAUGGGUGUCUGAUGAAUUUUUAGAAUGACCUUUGGGUCCUUCAGGUGGGCAUUUUGAAAACAUAACAUACUGGAGGGUCAAGAUUGGAUGAUACUCUUCAAGUCAGUGAUUUGGUGGAUGAUAAUGGUAAUUAGGAUUGGAGAUAUCUAAGAAAUUUACUUCUUGAUAAUAUUAUUUUGCAAAUAGGCACAAUAGUCCCAUCUUCGUUGGAUGCUAGGCCAGAUUGUCUUGUAUAGAAAUGGGUGACUGGAGGAAUGUUCUCUGUAUCUGAAACUUUUAAGGAACUCCAUCAGUUUGAUUUGGGUGUCAAUGUACGUAGUUGGAAAAUGAUCUGGGAAGCAAGAGUGCCUCAAAAAGUUAGAAUGUUCAUGUGAACUCUAUGGCAUGAGAGAAUUUUGACUAAUAAUGAAAGGGUAAUGAGACACAUGACAAAUGAUAGAAGUUGUGGGAGGUGUAACCAUGUUGAUGAAUCAGGUAUCCAUGCUUUACGUGAUUGCAGUUUCGCUAAAGCGGUGUGAUUGUCGAUUGUGCCGAAAAAUAAUCAAGUACAAUUUUUCUCCUUUUCGUUUCAAGACUGGUUGCUGUGGAAUUUACAAGUUAUAGGUAUUUAUAAUUAUCAUGUUAUUGAAUGGAAAAUGUUCUUCCCAAUAAUUUUUUGGCUAUUAUGGGAAAAUAAGAACACGUAUUUGUUUUCGACGGGCCAUAGUUGUGGUCAGGAAAUUGUGGAUACAGGCAUAAGUUGGGCAAGAAAUUAUAAGUGGUUGAACAGAGCACGAUUGCAUGACAGUUCAAGGUGACAACCAAUCAGUGGGCAUGUUUGACUAGAGGAUGGAUUAAACUUAAUACGGAUGGAGCUGUAUCGAGAAAUAGCUCAUUUGCAAGCAUUGGGGGAGUGUUUAGAAGUGUCGACAGCAAGUGGUUAGGUGGUUUUUUGAUGAAGUUAGGAAAGGAUUCAAUUUUUAAGAUUGAGGCAAAAGCCUUACUUGAAGGCCUACUUAUAUCAUGGAGGAAAAGUUAUCAACAGUUGGAAGUGGAAUGUGAUAAUGCUCUCUUAGUUGAAUUGAUUUUAGCUGGCGGAGUUGCAUAUAGUCAUUUGACUGAAAUGUAUCUUAUCCAUCAUUUAUUGAGUCGAAAUUGGAAAGUCCUUGUUCGUCAUAUUCUGAUGUCGCAAACUAUAGUAGCUAAUCAUAUGGCCAAGUGUAUGAUGACUAAUUCUACAAAAAUUCAUUGGUUUGAAAAACCCCCCGCAAUCAGUUAAAAGUUUAAUUAAGGCAUAUUAUGUUCUUACUUUAAGUCACUAGUGUAAUUUUUUGAAUUUUUCACUUUAAGAUAUCAUUUUUCCAAAAAAAUUAUAAAAGUAAAAGUUAAAAAUAAUUUAAAAUUUUCGGUUUAAAAAUAUGAUUAAUUUAAAAAAGUUACUUUGGAUUUGAAAUUAUGAUUUGAUGGAGCUAGAAUUAGAUUUCCGACGCUUGGUUAGGGGGGAAAACUGUUUAUUUCCCACAUUAAAACUUUGACUCUUCGUUUCUAUCAAUUUUACAGCCCAUUUGAAAAGAAAACCUUCUGAAAUCAGUCCUUCACCCCCCUUUUUCUUUCCCUAUAAAACCAUCAAACAAACAAACAAGUAGCAUCCCCCCCCCCCCCACUCUCUCUCUCUCUUAAUGGCACCAAAGCGUUCAAACCCUGUUGAAGUCCCAGCACCCGCUUUUUCAUCUGAAGAAGAUGAAAAGGUGACUUCUUCUGAGGAAGUAGAAGAAGAAGGGUCUUCAACUGAGGAAGAAGGUGAGGAAGACUCCAAAACCAAGCCUACUCCAUUGAUCCACAAUACCCCACCACCCAGAAAGCUUGAAACAGCUAAUGAUGAAUCUGAUGAAUCCGGUUCUGAUUCCGAAUCUGAAUCCGACACCGCUCUACCGGUUGCUAUUGCGACGAAACCCGGAUCGAAUAAGCCCUUGGCUUCUUCAUCUAAACGGCCUGGGGAGUCUGGGUUGGAUGCCAAAGAAGGGAAACGACCCAAGAAGAAGGUUGGGGGAGAAGGGAUGGCUACUGCACCUGUUGUGGAGGAGGUGAAAAGGACUGGUGAAGAUGCAAAGAAGCUGCUGUUCCAGCGGUUGUUCAGUGAAGAUGAUGAGAUUGCUUUGUUGAAAGGUAUGUUGGAUUAUUCUGCUAAAACAGGGGCUGACCCUCAUACUGAUAUGAAUGGGUUUUAUGACUUCGUUAAGAAAUCGAUUCAUACUAAUGUUAGCAAAGUACAAUUGAUGGAUAAGGUUAGAAGACUAAAGAAAAAAUUCAAAAACAAUGUUGGUAAAAAUAAGAAGGGUGAGGAUCCAACUUUCUCUAAAGCCCAUGAACAAAAAGCUUUUGAGUUGUCGAAAAAGAUUUGGGGAGUUAGUGGAAAAGUUGAGUCUUCAACUGCCAAGUCGAAUGGGAAAGCCAAGGGGAAUAACAAGGCAGUGGCAGCAUUGAAAGCUGAGUUGCCUUCUUCAUCCGAUAAGAAAACAGACAAUGCGGUGCCAAUAGAGGUCGAUAAUGUGGUGUCUAAGAGUUCCAGUAGUUUGCUUGAUAUGAAAUUUAGUGUCUCUGACACGGAAGUAGGAGUUGUAAAGGUCGGGUUGGAUAUGGUUGAUGGUGAAAAGAAGGCUGCUUUGGAGGCAAAAUGGAGGAAAUUGCAAAUGGCGCAGUUGGACUUGUUUGUUGAGCGAACUGAAUUUGUGACUGAGCAAGCUAAGUUGGCGCUGAAAUAUUACAAGUCCGAAGACGAAUAGAUUGGCAAGCAAUGAAAUUUUUUAACUUCUGUGAUUAUUAGGUAAGUAAGAUGCCUUUGGUAACUUUAGGAUGGUAUUUUUGUCUUGCACAGAGAUUAACUUAUGCUGUUCAGCAUAUUUGGAAGUGCUUAAUCCUUUUGUUUCAUGUUAUGGUAAUAUAUUUUGUUUGUUGGUCUGCUGCAA